AUGUUGACAUCAGCAGCCCUCCUGGCUCUGGCCACGGCCGUCGCAGCGCGGAAAUGCCACGAUCUCACCAUCCCCAUCUCCAUCUCCUCCCGCAGCGCCGUCUUCAGCCUCGCGGCCCCCGUAACUGAAACUGAAGUCACCCAGUUCUUCAUCGACGUUGUUCGCCCCGGCUUCAACCUCACCGACAGCUACCUAACAGGAUAUGACACCAUCAGCGGCCACUACAACAUCGCCGCCACCUACUGCCAGCCCGACCACGGCCCAGGCACAACCCUCCAGAUCCUCACCCACGGCAUCGCCUUCGACCGCAGCUACUGGGACUCCCCCUUCAACAACCACGAAUACAGCUACGUCGCCCAGGCCGUCGACCAGCACGGCUACUCAACCUUCACCUGGGACCGUCUCGGCGUCGGCCACUCCUCCAAGGGCGACCCCGUCAACGAGAUCCAGCAGUACCUCGAGGUCGCCGCCCUCGCCGAGCUCUCCAAGCUCCUCCGCAGCGGCUCCGUCAAGGGCAUCGGCGCCAAGUUUUCCAAGUUCGUCCACGUCGGCCACUCCUUUGGCUCGGCCAUGACGUACAGCUUCAUCAACCAGAACCCCGACUUUAGCGACGCCGCCGUCCUCACCAGCUUCAGCCAGAACCCAAACUUCCUCGCCGGCUUCGCUCUCGGCGGGAACUUUAAGCCUGUUAAGGAAAUACCUUCGGUAGCGGGUUCGUAUCCUGCUGGCUAUGUGGGCGUGCCGUCUUCCAUUGGCAUCAACAUCCAAUUCUUCGCCCCCGACGACUUCGAUCCCAAGAUGCUCUCCUAUGCCACUGCGCACGGCCAGCCAACUACACCCGGCGAGGUCCUCACCAUUGGCACUGGCAGCGGCGACAUCAAUGCCUUUAGCGGAAAAGUCCUCAUCAUCACAGGAGAACGCGACGUUCCCUUCUGCGGCGGCAACUGCUCCGACACCGCCACCAUUCAGGGAGCGUUUCCCAACCUCAUUGCCGCCUCCGAGCCCUUCUUCUCCAACGCCACCUUCAGCUCGGUUGUCGUUCCCAAGGCUGGCCACGGCUUAAACUUGGGCUAUUCGUUCAAGUCUGCAUACGAUUCCAUCUUUGAAUUUCUGGAGUCGUCUUUGUAA
This is a messenger RNA of Trichoderma citrinoviride, 1128 nucleotides long. RefSeq lists its product as hypothetical. Lineage: Eukaryota; Fungi; Ascomycota; Sordariomycetes; Hypocreales; Hypocreaceae. Bases 1 to 1128 code for a protein of 375 amino acids. The record is from RefSeq and is a predicted model, not a curated record. The transcript has 3 exons.